AUGGACACGGAAGUGAAGCAGAUGGCGAGGCAAGCGGCUUCCGGGCAGCUUGGCCUUCCGCCCCAGUAUCCUCUUGGUGAAUGGACAUCAGAGAGCGAGGGGGAGAGCAUCAAGGAUGCCUUUCGGAGCACCAGCAGCAAGGAGAGACUCCGGUUCCACCAGUGGAACACCGAGGAAGGGAGGCUGCGGGCUGACAGCGGAAUCGGGGACCACUGUUUGCUCUGUGACCGCAGCGAAGAAAAUGACUUGGAGGUUGCGUUGAAAAGAUCUGUGGUACCCGAGAGCCAAAGAACUGACGCAGUUUGGAGACUUGACUCUCUGUUUCCAAGCUUCCCCUCUAGAAACCAAAUCUUUCCUUGUUGUUCUCUUCAGAACUCAACUGCUGUUGAAGAAGAAGACCUGGAAAUCACCCAAGAUAUUUGCAGCCAGGAAGACGACUUGGAGACAUUCCAAGAAAUCUGUGGGAGGGAAGAAUGCCCCACAGAUGCAGAGCAACGAGGAAAACUAUUUCCCCACUGCGGCACAGAGGCGAAACAUCUCCAUGGCAAGGCGCCAGGGGAGGAUUUGUUUACACCUGCAGCCAGGUCACUCAUCGAUAUUCAGGACUUGUCCAGCAUCAUCUGCGAGGACACGUUUAAGGCAACGCCAUACGAAACUCCCAGGAGCAGUCACUCGCCCAUGGAUGCCAGCACUCCACUUAGCCCAGGUAACAGGUGAGGGAUGGAGGAGGUG
Lacerta agilis (Sand lizard) is the source of this 732-nucleotide messenger RNA. Its product is annotated as inactive serine/threonine-protein kinase TEX14-like. NCBI's taxonomy places the organism in Eukaryota, Metazoa, Chordata, Lepidosauria, Squamata, Lacertidae. Gene Ontology annotation, biological process: intercellular bridge organization; male meiotic nuclear division; attachment of spindle microtubules to kinetochore. Gene Ontology annotation, cellular component: intercellular bridge; kinetochore; midbody. The transcript is spliced from 5 exons. Bases 1 to 717 code for a protein of 238 amino acids. The record is from RefSeq and is a predicted model, not a curated record.